Messenger RNA from Nicrophorus vespilloides, 1450 nucleotides. RefSeq names its product GTP-binding protein Rheb homolog. The coding region runs from base 596 to 1144 and encodes 182 amino acids. Gene Ontology annotation, biological process: small GTPase-mediated signal transduction. Gene Ontology annotation, molecular function: GTPase activity; GDP binding; GTP binding. Gene Ontology annotation, cellular component: plasma membrane. The record is from RefSeq and is a predicted model, not a curated record. NCBI's taxonomy places the organism in Eukaryota, Metazoa, Arthropoda, Insecta, Coleoptera, Silphidae. The transcript has 5 exons.
GAUAGCUACCUGCUUUUCCUGUUGACGAUUGUUGUUUUGUGGAAAUCCUCCGCGCGACGCUUAUGCAAUCGAUAAUAUUGUGAUAAAGCGUGUCAAUAGUAAACAAAUUGUGAAGCAUGAUUUCUCGGUGCGUCACAAUUUCUAGUGCGCAAUUCUUGAGACUGUCUUGACUCGAAGCUUGAUUAACGAAUUGGUUUGGAUUGUUCAGUACGUUUCGGCCCUUUCUCUCAUCACCUUUGAAUUUGGCGCUGAUAGUUUCAAUGUAAACAACGGUUUUCAGUUAAAAAAAAAGAAUAACGGAGGUAAGUUAGUUGAAAUACGUUGGCGGAACCGCGCGUUGCGUUUUUGUUUUGAAAAGUAGUAAAUUUUAGUGUUGUGGUACAACCAUCAAUGGCUGUUUGGGUACGGAAUGCGAGUGUGUGUAUUAUUCUUUCUGACAUUUUGACAGAAGCAGUGUGAACAGCGUACGCUGUGGUACAAUUUUUCCCCCGUUUGUGAUAGUGAUCGUGUCCUUAACAUCGUUUUAGAACUGUACGUUUUAUUCGUAUUUUAAUCAAAAAUAUUAUUCGCGUCUACGAACUUGAAGCACUCCAAGAUGCCUUGCAAACAACGGAAAAUUGCUGUUAUGGGAUACCGAUCAGUAGGUAAAUCCUCUUUGAGCAUCCAGUUUGUUGAAGGCCAAUUCGUGGACUCGUAUGAUCCAACUAUAGAAAACACAUUCACCAAAUCUACCAGGAUCAAUUCACAGGAGUACGAGCUCAAGCUUGUUGACACUGCUGGACAGGACGAGUAUUCCAUUUUUCCCUCUCAAUACAGCAUAGAUGUGCAUGGAUAUGUGCUGGUCUACAGCAUAACCAGCACAAAGUCUUUUGAGGUGGUCAAGCUUAUUUAUGAGAAGUUGCUUGACAUCACUGGAAAGGUCCAUGUUCCCUUAGUGCUGGUAGGGAACAAAACUGAUUUACACAUGGAGAGGAUGAUCUCAACUGAGGAGGGCAAACGUCUUGCUGAAGAUUGGAAGGCUGUUUUCUUGGAGACAUCAGCCAAACAGAAUGAUGCCGUCUCGGAUAUAUUCCACGCGCUACUAAACGAAAUUGAGAAAGCGGACGGUAACAUUAGCGAGAAGUCGAACUGUACUAUAUCUUAAUUAUAAGGUAUUUAGAAAAUUUAAUAUAUAAAUAUGUAUUUUUUGAUGUUCGUUCACAAAAAGAUGUAAAACACAAAGUUUGUACAUAAGAUACCACGACAACCUAUUUUCAGUUAUUCUUAUAUACUCUAGGUACAUAUGUAUAUGUUGUUUUCCUUCGCGGAUCUAGUUUUUAUGUAAAAAAAAAGAAAAGAAAAUAACAAUUUCUUCCAGCUAGCAAUCAUUUUUUAAGCCUUUGAAGAACAAUUACUUAAAAUGAAAAGCAAUAGGACUUACAUAUUACUGCCAAUAUAUAUAUUUAUAAAA